Molecule: messenger RNA, 4889 nt
Organism: Biomphalaria glabrata
Lineage: Eukaryota; Metazoa; Mollusca; Gastropoda; Planorbidae
Exons: 5
Coding region: 207-650 (147 amino acids)
Source: RefSeq, a predicted model, not a curated record
CUAAUCCGGCGGAAGUGACAUCACUCAUCAAUUUACUGUGUCGCGUAAUUUGCUUACCUUUGUUUUAGAAGUCAACAUCUAAGAAAUUUGGUACCAGAAAUUUAGUGUAGACCAAAUCGAUACCUUAAACAGAAAGACACUCUCCAUUACAAGAUUAAGUAGAUUACUACAUCUUCAGGUACACCUAAAUUCCAUAUUGCAGGACAAUGUUUUCUAGCACUGCAAAACUAGCAUCUGUAUUUCUGUUUGUAUGCCUUGUAAUAGAGAUAACUUUCUCCAGUAAUGUGGAUCCAGGAGAGACUGCUAACGUAAUUGGAGUUACCGGUACAUUGCCAGUUCAGAGUCUGAACAUUACAACCAAUAGCACAGAAACAGAAAAAGAUGACGAUAGCAGCAAAGGCAACAAAGGGGCUAUCAUUGCAGUAAUUGUUGUUGGUGUGUUUGUUUGUGCUGCUGUCAUUGUUGGAGUUGUCCUUUUCAAGAGAAGACGACAAUCAAUGAUGAUGGACAAAGAGAAGAAGAUGCAGAUCCAGAUGUCGUCUGCUCGCAAUGCAGGUGUAUACCAGGACUUAACUGUCAGCGUUCCAGCUGAUGAGAAACCUCCGGCCAGCCCAGAGCAUGAACGAUUGAAGGCAGCAGAAGAGGCUUAAAUACCAGAAAGUAUUUUCUCUCAGAUUAAGUUAUCAUUUGGUUUUAUGGUAAUUGGAAAAGUUUGAGGUUGAGAGAGUUAGCCUCUUUUGUUUUGGAUGGCUUGGUCAUCUCUCGUUUUGGAUACAAUCAAUUAGCUGUAUUCUUUUAAUAUGUAUUUAUAGCUAUGGACAAGACUCUCAUAGUAGUGAUUUGUUUCUAAUUCUGUUUUCUCUUACUAACAUUUGAUCGCAUGGUUUAGUUUGACUAAAUCUGGGAUCCAUCAAACAUUGUACUGAAUACAAAAGCCAAAAGCUUAAUCAAAACUUUUUUUUUUUUUGUUCUACAUUUUAGCUUGAAGGAUCAACAAAUCCAAUGACAUUCUUGUACCUAUUUUCAUGUGCACACUUUUGUUUGUUAUUUGAAUCAUGUAUGUUAUUGUUUGCCAAAGUAAGUAAAGCACUUCUUUUACCUGAAGCAGUUUGAGGUGUCUUUUAACUAAGGGGACUUGAUAAAAUUGUUACAAAAUAUUCAUGAUAAGAAAAUGAAUGGGUUUUUUUUUUGUUUACAUGAGAAUAUACUAAUGAAAUUAAAAAGCUAAACUUAUUACUCAUGCAUACAUUAUCUCUUUAAUUGCUAUGGCUUUUUUUUCCUGGUUUUAUGUUUAUUUUCUGGGUCGCUUUCUCAGUUUUAAGUCCAAGAAUUACAAGUGCACGCUUUGGGUAAACACUAAUAUAUUUGUUAACAAUGUUGGUUUUUUUCUCAUUCCAAGAAUCAGACAUUGAAACAUGUUUUUUUUAUUUCCCUCACCAUCCUCUUUGCCUUGUCCUGACCUGUCAAGUGCCAUGUUUUAACAUUUCUUUACAUAGGACAUCAAUGUCAUGUAUUUUAAUGGUAUAAACUUCUUGCUUGAAAACUCACUCUUUCUUUUUUAAGUAAAAAAGGCAUCUUAUCAUUGAGUGUAUGUAUGCAGGGAGUCACUUGUUUCAUUCUAUUUGCUGUUGUCAGAUUCACAUCAGUGAGAGUAGUUGUACACAAAGUAUAUGUUACUAUGUAAAUUUGUAAACUUGUAGACUUUGUCACUUUUUUUUUAUGUUUUCUUUUAUUUGAUUACUAUCAUUAGCUGUAUAUUUUUUAUGACAGUAACAAAUUUGAUAUGUAUUUACACUCUUGUCUUGUAAAACACUUUUCAUUUAUCCAGUGUUCUUGUAUUAACAUUGUUUUAUUUACAAUUUUUAUGUCAAUUUUUUUUUUAAAUUUAACUUUUUUGGCUCAUGUUAUUUUUUAGUUGACAUGACGUUUUGCUUUAUUGCUGGCUAUGCUGAUAUUUUUCAUUUAUAUAACUGGUGAUGGAGGUUAGGUGGUUAAUAUUAUUUAAAUCAUGUUUGUUCCAAGGAGCAGUUUUGUAUCGCUGCCCCGAACUAAUAAAUUACCUGUACCAGUAACAGCAAUGUUUUUAAAAUAUUAAUUGUUUUUGACAUGGUGCUGCAAAACCAAUCACUUUGUGAAGGUACAAAUUCACAAAAAUGAAAGUGUGGCUGAAUGAAACAAAAUAUUUUCUGGGAACUGUGAGAUUUAAAAAAUGAAAACAAAAUGACUAAUUCUUUUGAGUUAAGUAUCAGCACCAGAUAGCCUUUGUGUUCUUCAGUUGAAUUUUCAAUUGAGAUAAUGACACAUUGAUUUAUUUUAAGUCCCCUAAAUGUCUCAUAACACUUAGCAUUUAUGGAGUUAUAUCAUCUAAUGUGUUUAUUUUGUAUUUCUAAUUAGUUGUGAUCAUAAUGUUGUAUGAUGAUGUGUUUACAAAAGGAUGCAGAGAGUCAAUGUCAGCUCCUCCUGUACUAUAUUGUUUAACUGUGCAUUUAAAAAAAACUAAAACAUGGGCUAAAAGACAGAGUCAAUCAACCACAUUUUACACUUCAUUUUACUUGAUGUUAUCACCGUGUUCUUAUCAUAAUUCUUGUAACCUAAUGCCAUGGUCAUAUUGUGACUAACUCCUCCAUUCCUGUAUGAUAUUCUAGUCUAAUGAAAUGUACACAAUAAUAUCUGUCAACCCAAUGCAGAGAUCAAAGUAUUAUUGAAAUAAUUAUUAUACAUCUUGCUUUUGUUCACACAUUACUUGGAAAAAAAAAGAUAGUUCUUUCAUAAUCACUAAUAUAAAUAUCUUCCACUAAUCCCAGAUUUAAUUCUAGCUCAGGCUAUGUACUAAUACUGAUUAAACGUUAAUCACUGCUACAUUUCUCUACAGUAUUUUGUUUCUGUAUCAGUUAUAAAAGACGUCAGUAAUGUCGUUAAAAAAUGUAUAGGAAAUAUUUGCAAACCUUCUUCACUAUUAGAGAUUUCAAAGGCUUUUGGGGGGGGGGGGGAUAUAUAUCUAGCUUUUCUGUGUAUUUAGAGUACAAACUAAAGGAAGCAUUGAUGUUUUUUAAAAGGUGCUGGUAUUUAAUUUGUGUGCACUUAAGUAGCGCUGUCGAAACUAUAAUAUAUAAGAAUUUCAAUGUAUAGGAAAUAUUAGACUUUCUAUGACUUAAAACUCCUUGGCAUUUAGUUUAUUGUGAAACUCUGCUAUAACUCAGUCUAUAUCUAGCACCUUUACAGUUCUCUAGGAAGACAAACAUUUGUUUGAAUAUAAACUCCCCACAUUUCUGUGAGCCUGGUGUUGUUAGAAUAUAGUAACGCAGCAAAAGUCAUUUAUUGACAAUUAUUCUGGCCUGCAUUACUUAAAGCAGCUGAAUAUACCUAGCUUUUCUGUGUUUAGAGUACAAACUAAAGGAAGCAUUGAUGUGUUUUAAAAGGUGCUGGUAUUUAAUUUGUGUGCACUUAAGUAGCGCUGUCGAAACUAUAAUAUAUAAGAAUUUCAAUGUACCGGUAUAGGAAAUAUUAGACUUUCUAUGACUUAAAACUCCUUGGCAUUUAGUUUAUUGUGAAACUCUGCUAUAACUCAGUCUAUAUCUAGCACCUUUACAGUUCUCUAGGAAGACAAACAUUUGUUUGAAUAUAAACUCCCCACAUUUCUUUGAGCCUGGUGUUGUUAGAAUAUAGUAACGCAGCAAAAGUCAUUUAUUGACAAUUAUUCUGGCCUGCAUUACUUAAAGCAGCUGACUUGGUGGGUAUAGUAUAGAAUAUCUUAAAACAUAUUGGUUCACUUGGACAGACUUUACUCUAUGGCUGACAUUACCAAUCAAAAUUAUAAUAACGCUUUGCUUUGUGCUUCAGAUUUUUACAAUUUAAUGUAAAAAGUAAUAAAUUAAUAGGUGUAGUACCGGUACACAUUUUCUUUUUAUAAAUUUCAUUUUGAAAAGUAAAACUGUACUAGUUACUAAUAAAAUACCUGUUUUUAUUUCCAAGGUUCCUGUUGAUAUUCCAUGUAUAUUCAUUUAUUAAAAAAAAAUCACUCAUUCAAAAAUUCAUUGUUGUAAAAAAAAAAAAAAAUCAUGAAAAUUUUUGUAACUAUUUACUUUGCAAUAUGAACAAUCACUUGUAUAGGUGAGUUCAUGCCCUGAACCAGUUAUCACACAGAACACAUUUCUUAGACAAAUAAUGUCUCCCUGGUUUACAUGUUUCUGUGACACAAUGUAAGCUGUACAUGGUUGAAAUAUUUUUUCUAUUUGGCUUGUGUACAAUUUAGAACCUUAAAGUUAUUGGUGCAAUAUCUCAGUUGUUGUGCAUUAUGUUUGAGUUCAACAUAGUUUUAAGUUGUUGCCAGUCAGAAUACAUUUUUUUUUUACUGUCAUGCAAAUGCUUGAGUUGAUUUGCAAUAUUAUUCAUCAACUUCACCACCAUUAUUGAAUCUAUCAUCUAUUGUAGUAUUAUCAUUACCGAUGAGACUGAAUUCAUGUACACAUACAAAUGGUUUAUGCACUGGUAUUCCUAGAGACUAUACACAAUUAUAAGCUUAUGGCUUAAACAAAAAUACCAAUGGUCAUCAUGCCUUUGUUCAUUAUAAGAUGUCUCUUUUGUGAAAGGUACAAAUUCACAAAAAUGAAAGUGUGGCUGAAUCAAAAAGAUUAUUUUCUGGGAACUGUGAGAUUUAAAAAAUGAAAACAAAUGACUAAUUCUUUUGAGUUAAGUAUCAGCACCAGAAAACUAGUUAAAUUUUGUUUUUAAAUUUCUGCUAAAAUCAAGCAGUUUUCUUACAAAGAACUAAAACUGGUAUUUGUGAAAGAUGUAUUUUUUGUACACCAUUAUUAAGAUGUCAUUUCUUUUGGCUUGUCAUGCUUGAGUGUUGUUGAAAUAAAAUCAUGUUUUAUAAGUAAAAAAAAAAA